CCAUGGGAAAGUCUCUUUCCCACCUGCCUAUGCACACGUGUAAGGAGGACGGCUACGAUGGAGGUGCAGGGUCUGAUAACAUGAGGAACGGCUUGGUUCACUCGGAAUCCCACAGUGAGGAUGGGCGCUGCGGAGAUGUGUCACAGUUCCCAUAUGUGGAAUUUACAGGGAGAGACAGUGUAACUUGCCCUACUUGCCAAGGAACAGGAAGAAUUCCCCGAGGACAGGAAAAUCAGCUUGUAGCUUUAAUUCCAUACAGUGAUCAGAGACUGAGGCCAAGAAGAACAAAACUCUACGUGACUGCCUCUGUGACUGUGUGUUUGCUGCUUUCUGGGCUGGCUGUGUUCUUCUUGUUUCCUCGCUCAAUUGACGUCGAAUACGUCGGCGUAAAGUCAGUAUACGUCACUUAUGAGCAGAGUAGACAUGUGAUAUAUCUAAAUAUUACGAACACACUAAAUAUAACAAACAACAAUUAUUACUCAGUUGAAGUGGCGAACAUCACAGCCCAAGUUCAGUUUUCAAAAACAGUUAUUGGCAAAGCACGCCUAAACAACAUCACCAACAUUGGCCCUCUGGAUAUGAAACAGAUUGACUAUAUGGUGCCCACAGUCAUACAAGAUGAAAUGAGCUACAUGUUUGAGUUCUGUACUUUAUUAUCUAUCAAAGUGCAUAACAUAGUAGUGAUGAUGCAAGUUACAGUGACAACAUCUUACUUUGGCCACUCUGAACAAAUAUCACAAGAGAAAUACCAGUAUGUGGACUGUGGAGGAAACACAACCUACCUGCUGGGCCAGUCAGAGUAUUUAAAUGUACUCCAGCCUCCACAGUAGAAGCAGCUUUUGGCUAAUGUGGAAUGACUGCUGUGGCUGCUGCUAGAGAUGAUUUGGACAGAACUGGUACUGUGUAAAGGGGAAAGUGUGCGCAUGUAAAGCAUAGGAAAUCUGGUCAUCUGUUCACUUUGAAUGCAAGGAAGUACAAGGUACAAAAUGUAUAUAGAUAUACUUGCUGAACAUUGUGUUUUUCCCCUUCUGUUUGCUUUCUGUUAUGUGUAGGCACUUCUGUCAAGUUGUGUAGCAGGAGGGAACAGGAGAGUAUCAGGUUCUUGAACUGGAUUGGGACCUUUCCUUACAGUGUGGUUUAUCAGUUUAAAGUAAUUGUGUGUAUGUGUAUGUCUGUUUAGGUGAAAUGUGCCACUAAUGAGCAUUUUAGAAAAACAGAUACUCACAGAUUUAUAUAUCAGUUCUUUUUGAUUCUUGCAACUUGCAGUACUGCUGCUUCAGUAACAGGAUUGCUUUGAGGUAAUUGGGUGUAAAACUUACUAAUACACCAUUUAUUUUUGUUUCAAAGUACUACCUUUUUGUUUGCUGGAUUUGAUUAGAGGUGACGUGGUCUAUGAAAGCCAACAGAGCUCUCCUGGAUGACAGUAUACUUGAAAGUGCAAAUUGUAGACUCUGACAUCUUUUUGCUUCUAUCCUUCCUGCUACCUCUGGAUUGUUAUAAGAAGAAUCUAUUUUACAUUUAAAGUUGUGUUUAAACAAGAAAAGAAAAARAAAAAUUGCCACAAUCCCCCAAAUCACUACUGACAAAAAAUCGAGACUGUAGAAAACAAMUGGGUAAAGAUAUGGCACUGUCAUUCCAGGCUUUCCAGCAAUUCAGAUAGUGUAAACAGGAACCAAGCUGUUUGACCAUGAGUUUUGGCAGUUUGAUUGUAAAUUUACAACAUUUUUAGUGUUUUAAUAUGCUGUGUACACAAACUACUUGUCAGGCUUGUGUUGGGAUGUGUGUGCAGGCUCAUAGGCAGUGCUUGUUUGAAUCUCCUGGGCCUUCACAAUUUACAUCAAAGCUACAUAAGUGAGGAUAGAGCAAUUUCUUCUGUGGGAAUAAAAGUUGAUGUAAUCAUGAGACUGACAAUUGAAUUAUUGGAACUAAUUUCAGUAGGGUAGUUUGCACAAUGAGAGUUUCUGGGGCUCUCAUCAAACACGAUCGUAAACUUCUGGUCUGAAAUUCCUUUAUUUCUGGAGACUGACUGUUGUUCUGAGGGUUAGGUACAAAACAUUUUAAUGAAAUAGGCUGUAUUUCUACAUUACGUAAAGUGAAGUUUGAAGAAGCUACUAUUGAGACUAAUGGUUUAUAUUUUUAAAUGGAUGUUGCAGGCUUUACACUGCCCAUCUUGAAAUAAGCUGUAUAGAAUGAAUUAAUAAAAUAUCAAAAAAGCUGCUGAAUAACUUGUUGCAACUUUGGUCUUUUAUGCUSCAGUACUUCAGUGAAGAUGCACAUUUUCAUGUUAUUCAUCAACAUUUUUUUAGUUAAACCUAACUUAGGGGUUCAUAGUCAACCAUCACUUAUGUGAUGGGACUGAUCUAUAAGAAAAAGCCAAGCAAAAAGCCUGUGUUCUUUCUAGCAGCUGCUAUGUGCUCUGAUUCUGAAUUUCCAGUAAAGAUCUGUCUUAAACAUCUAAAAUGUUUAAACCUCAGGUUUUCCUUUUAACGUAGGAGAACAACUGUAGGAAGAUAUUUUGUAUAAGUUUAAACUUCAGUUUUCUUCAUAGGAAUAAACAAAGUAACUGGCAAAAUGUUAUGGUGUUUUGGGGGACAAGCAAAGGCUGCUUUAAUAGGUGUUAGGCAGGUUUUUAAAUUUCAUAUGCAGUAUCGCAACGCUUGAACUGACCUUUGGAAAUUGGCAAGUAUAUUGAUCAGAAGGUAUACUUUAAUCUAGGGAUCUGAUGUUGCCUAAAAUGCUUGGUAUUGGCUAAUUUGAAAACAACACUUUUUGAACGAAUUAUCUUUUCCCCGUCUAUGAGAAGAAAAAUACAACUCGUAAUCGCUGCUAUUAUCAGAGGUAAUCUAAUGGAAGUGAACGUUAAAUGUCAUCAGUUUGUGGUAGCCUUGCUGAAUGGCCAAGAGCUCUCACCUGGAAAACAGAAGCAGGAGCUGAGGUCCUGUCGAUGAAUUCUGACAUGGGUUACGGGAGGAUCAAAGGCUCGCAGUUUUCUGUGGGUGAUCUUGUCCCUGCAAAACAGCCAGCUUCUGACUAACCAAAGCAUAUGAAAGUUUGAGUUUUUAUUAAUUCCUGCUUACCAUUUCUUCAUACCUUCAGAAUUGAGGGUUCUCCUGAAAUACUUAACUUGGAAUUGAUUUAUGUGGCUAUGCCUGGAAACUUUAUGUUAAGGGAGCACUGGAAGUUCAUAUGGCUUGCAGGCAAGCUUUGUGAACUCAUAGAUAGUGUUAGAUCCAUAUUUCAUGUUUAGUUUUAUCU
Molecule: messenger RNA, 3255 nt
Organism: Nothoprocta perdicaria
Lineage: Eukaryota; Metazoa; Chordata; Aves; Tinamiformes; Tinamidae
Gene: TMEM106B
Product: transmembrane protein 106B
Exons: 7
Coding region: 3-830 (275 amino acids)
Biological process (GO): lysosome localization; lysosome organization; dendrite morphogenesis
Cellular component (GO): lysosomal membrane
Source: RefSeq, a predicted model, not a curated record